Molecule: messenger RNA, 1242 nt
Organism: Mycena indigotica
Lineage: Eukaryota; Fungi; Basidiomycota; Agaricomycetes; Agaricales; Mycenaceae
Exons: 2
Coding region: 1-1242 (413 amino acids)
Molecular function (GO): protein binding
Source: RefSeq, a predicted model, not a curated record
AUGCCAAUCAACACAGCCUGUGACAGCCUCCCUCCCUUCUUUCCGCUUGCCGUCAUGACCUCCCCUCUCGACAAGCUUCCCAUCGAGCUGGUGGAUGCCAUCGUCGAGUUCCUCCCUGCGAAGGCACUCAAGUCCCUCGCGCUCGCAUCUGCGCUCUUCCGCCAUCCGUGCCAGCGUUGUCUCUUCUGCAAUGUCGCUAUACGUCGACCGUUGCUGGACGUUAUCCCCCAGACUGGGCCCCAGCCGCCUUCCCUGUCUGACUUCCCCACCUCUCCGCGUCUCCUCGCGAACAUCGCAUCCCUGACCGUGGCCUUUGCACGCGCUCAUGGCUGGCCGGACGAGCCCGCCUUCAGCACCGCCUUAUCGGCGAUUGCCGCGCAUGGCAAUGUGCGGCGGCUAGCGGUGAUGGGCACGGGACCGUGGGCAUGGCUCGCUCCCGACACACGCGCGGCAUUGCUAGCAAUACUGAACGAUGUCCAGUUGAGAACACUCAAGAUGCACGACGUCCUCGCAUUUCCGGCGGCGGAGAUGUACCACUUGCUGUCGCGCGGCGUGGAAAAGACGCUCGUUCUGAGUGGCUGCACAUACCGCCUUCACGAGGCUACCGGCUUGGACAUGGGCGUAGCGCGUGUGCAGAGCUUGGUGCUUCGCAGUAACCUGGAUGAGGCUUACGCGAUGCUGGCCUCCACAGAAGCGCCUAGUCUCCAGAAUAUCACCAAGCUCAGCCUUCGACACGCGGAUGUUGACCUGCGGCACAACACCCUCUUCAACUCGACGAGCAUUGCUCACGGGCUCGUAGAGCUGACGCUCAUCUGCUACACGUUGGAUGCGCCAGGCGUCGUGCUCCCCGCCGCCCCGCGGCUGCAGCGCCUCGAAGUCCGCACCCAUAUGUCCUGGAUCCUCCCGUACGGCGUGGCCCCGACCCUUGCGGCGCUCCCCAGCUCGCUGCAGCGUUGCGUGUUUGUGUUCACGCUCGCGAUCUCCAACCCGCACCGCUUUUACCCCUCAGCGGAGCAGUAUGCCCUCUUUGCAGCAGACGACAGCCGCGGCCCGCCAUCGGCCGUGGCGGUAGAGCUCGUUGCGCGUGUCGUAAACGGACAUGCUGGGGUUGAGCUGGAUGUGGCGGAUGAGGAGAUGGUAUGGGAGGAGUUCCAGGACGUUGUGCGAAGGGGAUUCGAGGGAAGCAAGGCGCCUGUCGUGCGGAGGACCGUUGCGGAGUUGGAUGGCUUCGAGGACGACUAG